AUGGCGGCGUCGGUGCGCGCGCUGGAUGCGGGCAGCGUUCACCGCAUCUGCUCGGGGCAGGUCGUCUUAUCCCUGGCCAUCGCCGUUAAGGAGCUGUUGGAGAAUGCCGCUGAUGCCCACGCGACAAAGAUUGACAUCAAGAUUCGCGAGUAUGGCAAAACCCUCAUCGAGGUGACGGAUAAUGGCAGUGGUGUCCAUCAAGAGAAUUUCGAAAAAAUUGCUUUAAAACACUACACGUCAAAACUGCAGGAUUUCGAUGAUCUCGAGUCUGUCAUGACUUUUGGCUUUCGUGGCGAAGCUCUCAGCUCCCUCUGCGCCAUCAGCGAACUGUCUGUGGUGACAAGUGACAACGACGAAGGUUGGGGGCACGCCCUUGUGUACAACAGUGAUGGGGUGCUCGUCAGUCAGGAGCGAGUGGCGCGCGAGCGGGGUACCACCGUCAGCAUCAAAAACCUCUUUCAGACCCUGCCUGUCCGUCAACAAGAGUUUCACAAAAACUGCAAGCGGGAAUUCGCCAAGCUGGUACAAAUGCUGCAAGCAUAUUGCAUGGUUCGACCUGACAUUGCCUUUCGGCUCACCCACAUCCCAAACGCUGGUUCAAACCGCCAAUCCGAUCUCGUCCGCACCAACGGCGACAGCACGCUCGAGGCGGUUCUCCGCCACAUUUUCGGAAAGAAACAGCUUGAUGCGCUUGUGCCCUUUACCGCUGACGUGGCUGAAACGGAGUGGAGCAUCAAAGGAUUUGUGUCCAAGCCUUUGCCAGGCUGUGGCAAGUCGGCCAGCGACCGCCAGUUCAUUUCCAUUAACAAGCGUCCUUGCAAUCUGACCAAGGUGGCGCGUGCCGUGAAUGACGCCUUUCAUACUCUGAACAAAGCGCAAUACCCAUUCCUGGUGCUGGAUAUCACGCUGCAUGCUGCAGCCAAAGUCUUUGGCAUUUUUGACGAGCUUUUUUCGCCACCGCAGAUGCCCACACAAUCGGUUGAUGUCAACGUCACGCCUGACAAACGCACGAUCUUAGUGCAGCGUGAGAAUCAGCUGAGCGAUGCCAUACGAGCACACAUGCUGACCGUCUUUGAGCCCUUUGCAGGCCACUACGGUUUGAACGAGCAACUAGCAUUCUUGCCCGACGUACCGCCAUCUGCAACCGCCAAGACGUCGAGCUCUGCCCGCAGCAAACGCUCAGCGGCAGAGCGACGUGCCACCGCAAGUCUAGACCAGUUUUUGCAUCGUCCUGUGGCAGCUGCCCCUGGCGGUAGUGGCGAAGUAGAAGAAAACGACGCAUCCCUGAUGGAUGAGUCGGACGAGGAAGAGCAGGCCGAUGAAGCCGUGCAAGCGACCCCGCCUGGCACAGCAAAUGGCCUGGCAGAUGCGGCGUUGAGCACAGUUUCGCCCAAGGAUAUACUCGACCAUGAGACGCCGACUGUAGACCACGCCAUUGUACAUGCCUCACCCGAGCACAAUGGUGGUUGUUGUCAUGGAUCGGGCCACGAGCUUGGUCGAUCUCCGUCAACCGGACCUGUGUCCGCCAACGAGCUGAGUCCCGCUGUCUUUUGCUGCGAGGUUGAAAAUUGCCGCAAAUUUGCCAAGCCCUUGGGCUCUGCCGCCCUGUUGCGAGCGCAUUACAUGUCGCGACACCGUGGCGUGUCGCUUCCGGCUGCUUUAACUGUGGAGCAGGCUGCGCCUCUGCCCGAUCCCCUACUGGCGCGCUUGGAAGAGCCCGCGCCGGUGCAAGAAACGGGCUAUGGAGAUUUGCCGCUCGUCUUGACGGAUGCCAGCCAGGAAGUGACCUCUCUGGACGCCGUUGCGGCUCUUGCGACAUGCCCUCGACCCCCUGCCCGGCGCGUGUGCCUGGCCCAACCUCUGUCAUCGCAAAGUGCUUCAUCCGCCUCUUCCAAAGAGGCGCCCUCUCAGGCGAGUCAAGAGGCCUCGCGAGCUUUCCAUGCCCGCAUUGAUCGGAAUGCAAACAAUGCGGCUGAGGCCGAACUAGCACGGCAGAUCAGCAAAGAGGAUUUUUUGCGUAUGCGCAUCAUUGGACAGUUUAACCUGGGCUUUAUCAUUGCCCGGCUGGGCCGUGACCUUUUCAUCAUUGAUCAGCAUGCGACAGAUGAGAAAUACAAUUUUGAACGGCUAUCCAAGAGCACCAAGAUUCAGCAGCAGCGCUUGAUUCAAGGCAAAGCCCUGCGGCUACCUGCAGUGCAAGAAAUGACGCUUAUUGACCACGAGGAGAUCUUCAAGCAGAAUGGGUUUGAGUUUGUCGUGGACGAGGGAGCCCCACCGACGAAAAAGGUCAAGCUCACGGCCAUUCCUCAUAGCAAGCAUGUGGAGUUUGGCCAGGAAGACAUUGAAGAGAUGUUGGCGUUACUGCUCGAGCGCCCGGGCGUUUUUGUGCAGCCCUCGCGCCUUCGUGCCAUGCUGGCCUCGCGCGCCUGUCGCUCCUCUAUCAUGGUGGGCAAGGCACUCAAGGUAGCCGAGAUGGCGGAGGUGGUACAACACAUGAGCCAGCUAGAACACCCUUGGAAUUGCCCCCAUGGUCGGCCUACAAUGCGGCAUCUGGUUAAUCUUGACCGAAUUCCCGGCCAGCCCGCAACAAGCGCGCGUCCCAGCUCGAAUACUUGA
Molecule: messenger RNA, 2616 nt
Organism: Monosiga brevicollis MX1
Lineage: Eukaryota; Choanoflagellata; Craspedida; Salpingoecidae
Exons: 18
Coding region: 1-2616 (871 amino acids)
Biological process (GO): mismatch repair
Cellular component (GO): MutLalpha complex
Molecular function (GO): ATP binding; ATP-dependent DNA damage sensor activity; mismatched DNA binding
Source: RefSeq, a predicted model, not a curated record